AUGUCAUCAUCAUCUGACCUGAGUGCUUGGGGGACGGCGGAAUCCAUCGCCGCCAUCGCGCGACCCGGUGACCUCAUCGAAUUCUCCAGACUGGGUUACGCGCACUGGGCAGUCUACAUCGGUAACGGGAGCGUCAUUCACGUCUUCUUGGAAUGUAAGGGACUAGGAAAUUCGGCCGAGAUCAAGGAGGAACGCUUACUAAAAGUGUGUGGUGGGGACAAGUGUAGGAUCAAUAAUCAUGCAAAUGAAGCUAAGAAGAAGGGACUGCAGGCCUUACCACCCGAAGUGGUCGUGGCCAAUGCGAAAAGUUACGUCGGACAUGAAACUCCGUACGGACUUUUGAGUGACAAUUGCGAAUUUUUCGCGACCAGUUGCCGAUAUGGAGAUGCUUUUUGUCAUCAGAUUGAUUCCAAGUCAAGUCUCAUGGACACGAUUGCGAUUAUCUGUGGCGUAGUUGGUGGUGUUGCAUUAGGUGAAAAAAAGUUCCUAGAGUGGAAACAAGGAAAUGCAGAACGGGCCUACGAAUCUGGAAACCGAACACGGGCAGCAAACCAAUUCAAUUGA
This is a messenger RNA of Folsomia candida, 564 nucleotides long. RefSeq names its product phospholipase A and acyltransferase 2. Gene Ontology annotation, molecular function: A2-type glycerophospholipase activity; glycerophospholipid phospholipase A1 activity. Gene Ontology annotation, biological process: N-acylphosphatidylethanolamine metabolic process. The coding region runs from base 1 to 564 and encodes 187 amino acids. The record is from RefSeq and is a predicted model, not a curated record. Lineage: Eukaryota; Metazoa; Arthropoda; Collembola; Entomobryomorpha; Isotomidae. The transcript has 2 exons. Gene Ontology annotation, cellular component: cytoplasm.